Molecule: messenger RNA, 1588 nt
Organism: Hymenoscyphus albidus
Lineage: Eukaryota; Fungi; Ascomycota; Leotiomycetes; Helotiales; Helotiaceae
Source: the annotation of a GenBank genome assembly
UAGCAAAUUCAUCCCACCAUGGAAUCAGCCAACUCCAUCGCCGCAACUCUAAGAUUGCAAAUCACCGCCACGGAAAAGCGCCUUGCUAGUCUAAAGCAACAACUUGCUGAUAUUGAAGAAAAGUCCGCCGAAAAUGUAUCAGUUUCCCCUGAGGUUCCCGUGACUCAGAAGACGAAAUGGCCGUUAUCUGCAGAGGAGUAUAAGAGAUAUGGUAGACAGAUGAUAGUUCCUAAUGCUGGGCUUAAAGGUACUACAUUAUUUUCUAUCACUAGUUCUCAGUCUAAAUUCUUACUAGGACAAUUACGACUCAAAUCCGCAUCUGUUCUCAUCAUCGGAGCAGGAGGCCUCGGUUGUCCAUCCUCUGCCUACCUCGCUGGAGCAGGCGUGGGAACAAUAGGGAUAGUCGAUGGAGACACCGUAGAAAUCUCGAAUCUACAUCGUCAAAUACUGCACAACACAUCCACAGUCGGAUUGAAGAAAGUCGACAGCGUAAUAUCAUAUUUAAAAAAGUAUUCUUCCUCCACUUAAACCCCAUCCAGCAACUAACAAAAAAAAGUCUAAACCCAAAUGCAACAUACAUCCCAUACGACAUCCAUCUCACACCUCAAAACGCAGAAGAGAUAGUAUCAAACUAUGAUCUGGUACUAGACUGUACAGACCACCCCACCUCCCGCUACCUCAUCUCAGACGCCUGCGUCCUGCUCUCCAAACCUCUCGUGUCCGCCUCAGCACUCCGUACAGACGGCCAACUGAUCGUCCUCAACUCGCCACCACUCCCAGUCGGGAAUCCAGAAGGAGGUCCCUGUUACCGCUGCGUAUUCCCUAAACCACCACCAGCAGCAAGCGUCGUAAGCUGCGGCGACGGCGGAAUCAUCGGGCCCGUCGUGGGAGUUAUGGGAGUCUUGCAAGCCUUGGAAGCCAUCAAGUUGAUUGUGAGCGGGAAGCUGAAAGGAGAUGGUGAGCCUGUGGCAAGCAGUAUGCUUCUAUUCUCCGCCAACGGAAAUCCGCAAUUCAGAAGUCUGAGGAUGAGAGCAAGGAGUCCGAAAUGUGCUGCUUGCUCAGAAAAUGCUGAGUUGACGCUGAAGAACUUGCCAGAAAUGGAUUAUGCGUUUUUCUGUGGUCUUACAGCACCUGUCAAUAUUUUGGAAGCGGAAGAAAGAAUUGAGGCAAAGGAGUAUGAAAAGCUGAGUAAAGGGACCAAACAACAUUUGUUGCUUGAUGUGAGAGAUAAGGUGCAAUUCGAUAUCUGCAAUCUAGAGGGCUCGAUCAAUGUUCCAUUUUCCACAUUUCAAGGAGGUCGGCCUCUAUCCCAAGAAGGGGAACAGCCAUCGUGGUUACCCGAGAGCUUUGCGCCAGACUCACCAAUCUAUGUCGUAUGUAGGCUUGGAAACGACAGCCAAGUUGUGACGAGGAAGCUCAAGGAAAGCGGGCUGGGAACUCGAGAAAUCAAAGACAUAAGGGGAGGACUGAAAUCUUGGAAAGAGCAAGUGGACGAUUCAUGGCCUGAGUACUGAAGACGUGGAGUACAUUGCAAUGAAAGUAGGAUUUGGUAUUCUUUGUAUACGGAUUGGGCCAGUAGUACAAGAGG